Messenger RNA from Heterostelium album PN500, 1320 nucleotides. It is a transcript of the gene dph1, whose product is annotated as 2-(3-amino-3-carboxypropyl)histidine synthase subunit 1/2. Gene Ontology annotation, biological process: protein histidyl modification to diphthamide. NCBI's taxonomy places the organism in Eukaryota, Evosea, Eumycetozoa, Acytosteliales, Acytosteliaceae. Gene Ontology annotation, molecular function: 2-(3-amino-3-carboxypropyl)histidine synthase activity. The transcript is spliced from 5 exons. The coding region runs from base 1 to 1320 and encodes 439 amino acids. The record is from RefSeq and is a predicted model, not a curated record.
AUGAGUAAUAUAGAUAAUAGUAAUAAUAGCAAUGAUACAAAUGAUAUAGAAUCAAAUAAUGAUGUAUCAGUAAAGCAACAACAGGAACAACAACAAGUACAACAACCACAAAAAAAGAUAAGAUUUGUCGGUAAAAAAAAGAUUGCAGAAUUAAGACAGAAACAACAGUUGGAAGGCGAACAAUUACAAUCGUUGAAUGAUAAUAAAGAUAUUGUAGUUGCACAGAAUAGUGGUAGUACAAAGCCUAAACCAAAGAUAUUUGGUAGAGCUGUUCAGUCGAAUCAACAACAGAUACCAGACGAGUUGUUAAACGAUGAACAAUUGAAUCAAGCAAUUCAGAUAUUACCACCAAACUACAAUUUCGAAAUACAUAAGACCAUAUGGCGUCUAAGACAAUCGCAAUCGAAGCGUGUAGCACUUCAAUUCCCAGAGGGUCUAUUAAUGUAUUCUUGUAUCAUCUCUGACAUUCUAGAGAGAUUCGCCAAUGUUGAAACUAUCAUCAUGGGUGAUGUAACUUAUGGUGCAUGUUGUGUAGACGACUACACUGCAAGAUCAUUAGGUGCUGACUUUAUGGUUCAUUACGGUCAUUCUUGUUUAGUUCCAAUUGAUGUUAGUGAAAUUAGAAUGUUUCGACACAAAAUUAUUAUUGGUUUCAACUAUUCAGUUUUCUGCUUCAUUACAACAAGAGUUACACUGGCAGAGCAUUUCAAGAAUGUUUUUAUUCCACAGGAAAAACCAUUGUCACAUGGUGAAAUUCUAGGUUGCACAUCACCAAAGAUCAAGUACGACGAUGAUAGCAGUGAUGAAGUAGUCGUAGUUUAUUUGGGUGACGGUCGAUUCCAUUUGGAGUCUAUCAUGAUUUCGAAUCCCACCAUCAAGGCCUAUAGAUAUGAUCCUUACAGCAAGGUGUUCUCGAUUGAGGGUUACGAUUUCGAUCAGAUGCACGCAAUCAGAAAAGAUGCAAUUCAGGUUGCACGUAAAGCCGACCGUUUCGGUAUCAUCUUGGGAACACUUGGUCGUCAAGGUAGUCCAAAGAUCUUGGAGCAUCUCGAAGAUCUACUGAAACGCGCCAACAAAGAUUAUACAGUAGUUUUAUUAUCGGAAAUAUUUCCAUCGAAAUUAGAUUUAUUUAGUGAUAUUCAAACAUGGAUACAAAUAGCAUGCCCUAGAUUAUCAAUUGAUUGGGGAUAUGCUUUUACAACACCAUUAUUGAAUACAUAUGAAGCUGAAGUAGCAUUAAAUGGUAUCGAGUGGCAAACUGUUUAUCCAAUGGAUUUCUAUUCUAAACAGGGUGGAAAAUGGUCAAAUUAUAGCAGCUAA